Molecule: messenger RNA, 1612 nt
Organism: Cantharellus anzutake
Lineage: Eukaryota; Fungi; Basidiomycota; Agaricomycetes; Cantharellales; Hydnaceae
Product: putative serine esterase-domain-containing protein
Exons: 6
Source: RefSeq, a predicted model, not a curated record
CAGUAGGACGGAACAGCCUUGAGGCGAGUGCCAACCAUUAAAAGCGCAAAGGCAGUGAUACACUUCCUACUAUCAAUCUGGCGCCAACAAGCAGGCAGCCUCGUUGCCCACACACAUAAAGCGCGAGAAUCUGCAAACGGUGUUUUAUCCUCUCAUUCUUCUAAUCUCAAACCCACCUACUCCCCCUAAUGGCGGUCGUUGGUCUAAGGCUUGAUACUAGCGUAAAUUUUAUAGCACAAACACAAAUUCAUGCUGUCUUUCUCUGUCAUGGUUUAUGGGGUAGACCGGAGCAUAUGCACACUCUAAGGAGGGUCUUGCAGCAGCGGGCGGACUCCACUGGGCACAUUUUGGAGGUCCACUGCUGUGAGAGUUACUCCGACGUCAAAACUUAUGAUGGUGUUGAUGUCUGUGCGGACCGCGUUGUCGAAGAAAUUCACUCCAAGAUCGAAGAUUACCGGAAAGCGUCCCAAGAAGUACGGAAGUUUAGUAUACUAGGAUACUCGUUGGGCGGCCUCAUAGCUCGUCUGGCUGUUUACAUAUUGGACAAGCAAGGGUUUUUCGAGAGGAUCCACCCGUGCAAUUUCACUACGGUUGCGUCCCCAGCGUUGGGUGUCCCGAUAACUCCUGGAGCGGUGUCCUCAGUGAUGGGGGCUGUAUCGUCUUUUUUCUUGUCACGGACUGGGGAACAGCUGUAUCUCAAAGACAAGUAUUCAAAAUCGGGGAAGCCACUCGUUGAGGAGCUCGCUUCCCAAGAGUAUCUGGCAACACUGAACAAGUUCGAAAAAAUUGACGUGUAUGCGAAUGCUGUACUGGACCGCGUUGUACCUUAUCUGACUGGCGGCAUCGACGACUCGGAUCCGUUUUUGCCUGCAUUAGCAAAGUCAGGGGUCUUCCGUGCACCAGCUGAACAAUCCGUUGUGAUUGGUGACAUCGAGCUGACCCUGGACCCAAAGUACCCGGGGCUCAUUUCGGGCGUCAAAAACCGCCCGGUGCCUACCAGAGAGCCGAAAGGCUCUUGGGAGAAGCCGGCCUUCUGGAUAUCCAUCAAGCCAUGGUUUUCUCCCUCCACUUAUCCUUUUCUGCCCAAACCAUUGGACAUAGGUCUUGUCAUCCUCAUCCCUACCAUUAUUCCACCCAUUAUUCUGAUCCUGGCCUCAUUUACGUUUCACCGGAUUGCAAGCUUUUUGCGGAUCAGAAAGCAUUUCCGCAGUAACCCAUCUGCGGCUGAUUCGGAAAGGAAAUCUCACCCCCACUUCGAUUUGGAGUCACAAAAAACCAAAGUCACUAAGGAGCAAUCCAACGACAGCAAUCAACUCUCAACCCUUGUUUCGGAUGCCGGUACGAUUGCAAUGGACAUGGUGUCAUCGCCCACCUCUGAUCUAGAAGUGGGCCUCGAUAUAAGUGGGCUUCAUACUGGAGGGUCUCGUCCAGCUCUGCAUGAUCCGCAGAAAUCUAUGGCGCUUGCCAUCAAGGCGGGCCUACCCAAAAUGAAGAAACACAUCGCGUUCUUUCCUGGCGUGUUUACCAGCCAUAAGAUGAUUAUUUGUCAAGAUGAACGUAUUACUGAACACAAACGGGGAUUGGAUGUGAUUAAUCACUGCGUAGAUCAUUU